This is a messenger RNA of Agelaius phoeniceus (red-winged blackbird), 2644 nucleotides long. RefSeq names its product SEC23 homolog A, COPII component (gene SEC23A). Lineage: Eukaryota; Metazoa; Chordata; Aves; Passeriformes; Icteridae. Gene Ontology annotation, cellular component: COPII vesicle coat; endoplasmic reticulum exit site. The record is from RefSeq and is a predicted model, not a curated record. Gene Ontology annotation, biological process: COPII-coated vesicle cargo loading; intracellular protein transport; COPII-coated vesicle budding. Gene Ontology annotation, molecular function: zinc ion binding; GTPase activator activity.
CCCGCUGCGGUGGCCGGGGAGGCCGGCGGGCUGGCCCGGGGGCGGGGGAGCGGCGGAGCUCAGCCCGCCCCCGCUCUCUGCCCCUUGACGUGGCGCGGACUCUCCCAUCAGCCAUGUUGAUGCGUCGGCAGCGCCGGGGCGGCUGCGAGCGGGCGGGCGGGGAGAGCGAGCACAGCGGGAGCAGCGGCGGCGGCGGCCGGGACGCGGUGUUAGAGAGAAGUUGACCAUGACAACCUUCCUGGAAUUUAUCCAGCAGAAUGAGGAUAGAGAUGGAGUUAGAUUCAGCUGGAAUGUUUGGCCUUCAAGUCGCCUGGAAGCUACAAGAAUGGUAGUCCCUGUGGCUGCCCUCUUCACACCCCUGAAAGAGCGGCCAGACUUGCCUCCUAUUCAGUAUGAGCCAGUGCUGUGCAGUAGGACCACGUGCCGAGCUGUUCUGAAUCCCUUAUGCCAAGUGGAUUAUCGAGCGAAACUCUGGGCUUGCAACUUUUGUUACCAGAGAAACCAGUUUCCUCCUACUUACGCUGGCAUAUCUGAAAUGAAUCAGCCAGCUGAACUUUUGCCUCAGUUCUCCAGCAUUGAAUAUGUAGUACAGCGUGGUCCUCAGAUGCCUUUGAUAUUUCUUUAUGUUGUGGAUACAUGCAUGGAAGAUGAAGACUUGCAAGCUCUGAAGGAAUCCAUGCAAAUGUCCCUCAGUCUCCUGCCACCAACAGCAUUAGUAGGUCUCAUUACCUUUGGCCGAAUGGUGCAAGUUCAUGAGCUUGGCUGUGAAGGAAUUUCCAAAAGUUAUGUCUUCAGAGGAACAAAGGACCUCUCUGCAAAACAGCUGCAGGAAAUGCUGGGGCUUACAAAAGUAGCUGUUGCACAAGUCGGUCGGGGUCCUCAGGUGCAGCAGCCACCACCUUCUAACAGAUUUUUGCAACCAGUGCAGAAGAUUGAUAUGAAUCUUACUGAUCUUUUGGGUGAGCUGCAGCGGGAUCCUUGGCCUGUUCCACAAGGAAAACGGCCCUUACGUUCCUCUGGAGUGGCCCUGUCUAUAGCUGUUGGGCUCCUUGAGUGCACUUUCCCUAAUACUGGUGCACGCAUAAUGAUGUUCAUUGGAGGACCAGCAACGCAGGGACCUGGCAUGGUUGUAGGGGAUGAGUUGAAGUUACCUAUAAGAUCAUGGCAUGACAUUGAAAAAGACAAUGCAAAAUAUGUUAAAAAGGGUACUAAGCAUUUUGAAGCCCUGGCUAAUCGAGCUGCAACAAAUGGUCAUGUUAUUGACAUCUAUGCAUGUGCAUUGGAUCAGACUGGUCUGCUGGAGAUGAAGUGUUGUCCCAACUACACUGGAGGCUACAUGGUAAUGGGAGACUCGUUCAAUACAUCAUUAUUCAAACAAACUUUUCAGAGAGUAUUUACUAAAGAUAUGCAAGGACAAUUUAAGAUGGGAUUUGGUGGCACAUUAGAAAUAAAGACUUCAAGAGAAGUAAAGAUUUCUGGAGCGAUUGGACCCUGUGUCUCUCUCAACUCUAAGGGACCUUGUGUCUCAGAAAAUGAGAUUGGAACAGGAGGCACUUGUCAGUGGAAGAUUUGUGGUCUUAAUCCUACUACAACACUUGCACUGUACUUUGAGGUGGUAAACCAGCACAAUGCUCCCAUUCCUCAAGGAGGACGUGGUGCAAUCCAGUUUGUGACUCAGUAUCAGCAUUCCAGUGGACAGAGACGUAUCAGAGUGACCACAGUUGCCAGAAACUGGGCAGAUGCACAGACCCAGAUUCAAAAUAUUGCUGCAUCUUUUGACCAGGAAGCUGCUGCAAUUCUCAUGGCUAGAUUGGCAGUGUACAGGGCAGAGACAGAGGAGGGCCCUGACGUGCUGAGGUGGCUGGACAGACAGCUUAUACGACUGUGUCAGAAAUUUGGAGAAUAUCACAAGGAUGAUCCAAGCUCUUUCAGAUUUUCAGAAACAUUUUCACUUUAUCCACAGUUCAUGUUUCACUUGAGAAGAUCUCCUUUCUUACAAGUUUUUAACAACAGUCCGGACGAGAGCUCCUACUAUCGUCAUCAUUUUAUGCGUCAAGAUCUAACCCAGUCGCUUAUCAUGGUUCAGCCAAUUCUUUAUGCCUACUCUUUCAAUGGACCUCCAGAGCCUGUUCUUCUGGAUAGCAGCAGCAUUUUACCAGAUCGCAUUCUCCUUAUGGACACCUUUUUCCAAAUCCUUAUUUAUCAUGGAGAGACCAUAGCACAGUGGCGUAAGUCGGGGUACCAAGAUAUGCCAGAAUAUGAAAAUUUCCACCACUUGCUGCAAGCUCCAGUAGACGAUGCCCAAGAAAUUCUCCAUUCCAGAUUUCCAAUGCCCAGAUACAUUGAUACAGAGCAUGGAGGAAGCCAGGCUCGAUUCCUGCUUUCAAAAGUAAAUCCCUCUCAGACUCAUAACAACAUGUAUGCAUGGGGACAGGAGUCUGGAGCACCCAUUCUUACUGAUGAUGUCAGCUUACAAGUAUUUAUGGAUCAUCUGAAGAAACUCGCUGUCUCAAGUGCUGCCUGAAAUUCUGCAGUGCAUUAGAGGCACAGAUAAACUGCAGCCAUAUUUCAGCUUUUUUCUCCUUUACCCUUUUCCAUGUCUCUCUUGACAGUGCUCUGAUAUGCACAAGCUGCCUGACUAGAU